CUUGCAAACGCACCUUCCCAUUGUUUUGACAGAAGAAAUCUUGGUGAUUCCAAAUGAGGCGUGGUUGUUUGAAAUGAGAUUUACAUUUUUUUUUUAAACAGGAGCCAGCUAAAAAUUCAUUCAGAGAGAUGUCUGUGGAAGACAUAAUGCGUUCGGUAUGGGACGAUCUCCCACCAGCCGGCAAAUUCAGCUCUAUUGAAAGCUCCUCCAGUGGCCAGCACAGUGUGGUCAACCUGGAGCAGCCCGGAGCCCAGUACUGUGUGGGGGACAGCGUGAACGUGCUGGUGAAUAUGAAGGACCACAGGGGGAACCCAAAGGUGCAUGGAGGCGACUUCAUCCUGGCCCGAAUCCACUCUCCCAAUCUCCAGGCUUCUGCAUCAGGAGAAGUUACUGACCUGCUCAAUGGCUCCUACCGGGUGCGUUUCCGCCUGUUCUGGCCUGGAGACAUACUGGUGUCUGUGCUUCUCAUGCACUCCUCUGAGGCUGUCGGGAUCCUCAGGAGAAUCAGUGCGCACAACUACGAUAAGGUCAUAUACACCGGAAUCUUCUACAGUGGGAACAAAACUGAGGAAUCUCAGUGCGGCAUCCGGCUGAAAGCAGACAAGCCUCUCUGCGAGUACAGGAAGAAGGAAGACGCGGAGUACUACGCCUGUGUCCGACCCGAAACCCUUCCCUGCAGCACCCUGAGGACCAUGAGCUCCAGAAAUGGCCCAAUUUCUAACAUGACCAGGGAUGAGCGUUUGCUCCUGAGCAGGAAAAACAUUGGAAUAGAAAUGAGAAACAGCUUUGGUCCUGUGAAAGUCAUCAGUUGUGCCGCGGGAACCCAUAGACCAACUGAAAAGUGUGUGGCAGGUUUUGGAAUGACGUCUCCUUCACCGAGCGGCUACUUCCUUAAAAACAGAUGGUCUUCCACCUCCUGCCAGACGGGAAACUUCUUCAGUGCGGGCGCCAUCAGCAGAUGUCUGAAGGGAAGGAACCUGAAACUCAUGGGAGACUCCACUGUGCGCCAGUGGCAAGAGGAACUCAGCAGAGUGCUAAAAGGUCUGAAAUGUGUGAAACCGUACGAUGUUCAUUCCUCUGUCCUGGCUGUGGACCCACAAAGGAACAUCACUGUCCAGUGGAAGAUGCACAGCCAUCCAUUUGUCAUUGGCAACAAAGUGGUCAAAGAUGCCCUGGGGUACGUUUCCAGAGAAGUAGACAGAGUAGCGGUUGGCGACGUGGUGGUCAUUGGAGUGGGACAGCAUUUUAGGCCCUUCCCCCUGGAGAUCUUCGUCCAGAGGCUGAUCAACAUGCGUAAGGCCAUCCUGAGGCUCCACGAACGCAGCCCCCAGACCCUCGUCGUCAUCAAGCUGGAGAACACCAGGGAGUUCAACUCAGUGAUGACCCACCUGAGUGACUGGUUUGGCUACGUUCAGAACCUGGCUCAGAGAAAGGUGUUCAGGGACCUGAAGGUGGUGCUGGUAGACGCUUGGGACAUGACAACAGCCGCCAACACCUUCGCCAUCCACCCUAACAGCAUGAUUGUUUCCAAUGAGAUAGCCUUGGCUCUGUCACACCUCUGUCAUGAUGCAUAGAGGUUCUUUCUGAAAGGAACUAUAUAGCAGGGGUUUCUAACUCCAUUUCCGGUAGAGACUGUGUUUAAAGCACACUCAGGGGGGCUUGUGUUACUAGGUUUGUUUUACAGUACAUUUGUGGCUUUGCCAUUUUUUAAUUGUGCCUCUCAUAUUAACAGUAGGCAUUUGAUACUGGGGUGGGAUUUCAGUGCGUAUUAAUGAUUAUAGGAUAACUAAUUUAAUUUUAAAAAAAUAUUUAAUGUCAGUCCCAAGGGCGGCGACAGGGUGGUGCAGAAUUGAGCUUGCCUACCCUAGCUUCCGCCUUGCCCAACCAAUCAAAAAUAAGAAGAAAAAAAGUUAAUUUUGACAUCUAAUCAACUGUAAAGUCAUGUAAAUCUAAUCAGAAUACUAAACUAGCUAGGGCUGACCGUAUGCCAAUUUCACUCAUUGUGCAGAAAGCAGAGUCUCUUAAGAGUUAUGCACUUCACAUUGUACGUCGCUUAGGAUAAAAGCGUCUGCCAAAUAAAUGGAAUGUAAUGUAACAAAGCUGCUGCUAUUUGACCUGUUUUUAUGAGGUGACACUUUUUGUCAAGAAAUUCAAUAACCAUAACCUCACCUAUUUACUUUCAGUUUUUUAUUUUUAUAUCUUUUCAUAUUUAGGUCUGGGCUAUUAAAAGCCUUGAUCAAGAUAUGUGCUACUUAGCAGUUCCUAGUCAGUUAGCUUGCUGAGUUAGCUAGCGAAGCGACAUCGUUGACUGUUGGCUCAAAGCGCCAGAAAUUUACACAUUUAAAAUAAACAUUAAAAA
This is a messenger RNA of Anguilla rostrata (American eel), 2359 nucleotides long. Its product is annotated as NXPE family member 2-like. The transcript has 4 exons. Lineage: Eukaryota; Metazoa; Chordata; Actinopteri; Anguilliformes; Anguillidae. Bases 129 to 1574 code for a protein of 481 amino acids. The record is from RefSeq and is a predicted model, not a curated record.